Euleptes europaea (tarantolino) is the source of this 2451-nucleotide messenger RNA. RefSeq names its product ubiquitin specific peptidase 1 (gene USP1). NCBI's taxonomy places the organism in Eukaryota, Metazoa, Chordata, Lepidosauria, Squamata, Sphaerodactylidae. Gene Ontology annotation, biological process: regulation of DNA repair; protein deubiquitination. Gene Ontology annotation, cellular component: cytosol; nucleus. The record is from RefSeq and is a predicted model, not a curated record. Gene Ontology annotation, molecular function: cysteine-type endopeptidase activity; cysteine-type deubiquitinase activity. The transcript is spliced from 9 exons. The coding region runs from base 97 to 2433 and encodes 778 amino acids.
CCGGCCAGAGCAAGAAGAUGUAGCGGGAACCACUAUAGACUACAAUUUUCUUUCAAGGCUGAAUUCUUUCCCCAGUGUACCUGUGAGAGUGCAAAAAUGCCAGGUGUAUUACCAUGUGACAGUAAUGGACUUUCAAGAGAUACCCCAUCCAAAAAAAGCAGACUGUCACUGAAGUUUUUUCAAAAACGGGAAACAAAAAGAGCACUGGAUUUUACAGAAUCUCAAGAGAAUGAACAAAAGCCUUCAGAAUAUGUCUGUUCUGACAUUGACCAGGUUGUUCCUGCAACACAGUCUCUUUCACCUGUCCAGUGUGAGAAGAAAGUGAACAUGCUGCCUUUCGUUGGCUUGAACAAUCUUGGCAACACUUGCUAUCUCAACAGCAUUCUUCAGGUGCUCUAUUUUUGCCCUGGCUUUAAAACUGGAGUGAAACGACUAUUUAAUAUAAUUUCACAGAAAAAGGAAAGCUUGAAGGAGGAAAUAGAUAAGGGGAUCAUUAAAGAAGAUUCUCUUGCAAGCUAUGAAUUAGUCUGCAGUUUACACUCCUUGAUUGUUUCAGUUGAACAGCUUCAAGCCAGUUUUCUCUUAAACCCAGAUAGAUACACAGAUGAACUUGCUACUCAGCCAAGAAGACUGCUAAACACACUGAGGGAGCUCAACCCUAUGUAUGAGGGGUAUCUGCAGCAUGAUGCCCAAGAGGUAUUACAGUGUAUAUUGGGGCACAUUGAAAAAACAUGUCAGCUCUUGAAGGAAGAAUUGAAGCACGUGCCAGUGGAAGAGUCUACAGUUCAACUGGAGAACUGCUCUAGUCAGAACACUGAUAGUCCUGUAACUCUUGAGGAAGUUGGUACUAAGCUAAAUUGGCAAGCUGUUGAGGAUCAUGAAGAUAAAACUAAAGGCAAUGGGAAAAGGAAAAGUGACAUGGAGGGUGGCAAUAGAAAGAAAAAGUCUAAAAUAUCCAAAGAGAAAAAUGGAAUAGAAGAAAACCAACGACAGACCCGAUCUAAGAGAAGAGCAUUGGAAGAAAAACUAGAAAAUCAAGCAGAGGGUACCAUGGAAAAUGAAAAUACAAAGCCUACGCAGAAAAAAUCCAGACUUAAACUAAACUGGCUAAAAUCUUCAAGCAAUCAGCCUAGCAUUCUGUCUAAAUUUUGUAGUUUGGGAAAGCUAUCUACAAACCUGGGUUUCAAAGAUCAGAUUAAAGAAAUUGAGACUUGUGAAGUUACAGAGGUCUCUCUCAAGAAUGAAAAUGAUAACCAAGCAGAGGAAAAAUAUUAUGACUCAUCUCCUGUGGAAAAUACUAGUGAAAAGGAAACUGGAAAGCUGUACAAAACAGGCACACAACUAGCAAAUUUUAAUUUAGUAGAGAAGCUCUUCCAGGGUCAGCUGGUGUUGCGAACACGAUGCUUAGAAUGUGAAAGUUUCACUGAGAGAAGGGAAGACUUCCAAGACAUCAGUGUGCCUGUGCAAAAAGAUGAACUCUCAAAAGUGGAAGAGAAUUCUGAAAUUUCUCCAGAGCCUAAAACAGAAGUGAAGACUCUGAAAUGGGCAAUUUCACAGUUUGCUUCAGUGGAGAGAAUUGUGGGAGAAGAUAAAUAUUUCUGUGAAAACUGUCGUCAUUACACAGAAGCGGAACGUAGCCUUUUAUUUGAUAAAAUGCCCGAAGUUAUAACAAUUCACUUGAAGUGUUUUGCUGCUACUGGCUUAGAGUUUGAUUGUUAUGGUGGACUUUCCAAGAUAAAUACUCCUUUACUGACACCUCUCAAGCUGUCCUUGGAUGACUGGAGCAUAAAGCCAGCCAAUGAAAUCUAUGGACUGUUUGCUGUAGUCAUGCACAGUGGCAUCACAAUCAGCAGUGGGCACUAUACAGCCUCUGUUAAAAUUACAAAUCUCGACAGUUUAGAAUUAGACAAGGAGAAUUUCAUCACCGAUCCUCUAAGUGAAACUAUUCACUUGGAGCCACUGAAUGAACAAGAGGCAAGAACAGUAACAGAGGACUAUGAUGAUGGGGAGGUCUCCUUUCGAGUCAGUGGUAAUACACGGCCUAAUAAAGGAACAAACAAAAAGAGUAUAGAAGCUGUGGGACUUCUUGGAGGGCAAAAAAGCAAGUCCACCUGUGACUUCCUCAGCAGCAAAACAGCCCAUUCUGGUAAGAUAACUAACAUGGACAAUGAAGCCAGGAAUGCUGAGUGGAACCACGCUAAUGGAAUUGUGGAGGCUGACCACCACGAUCAAACUGGCAUGGCUUCUAAUGGACUAGAAAGCAAAGCAGUGCAUAUAAUGCAAAGUCUGAAAGAAUAUGAGGGGAAGUGGCUGCUCUUUGAUGAUUCUGAAGUGAAGGUUACUGAGGAAAAGGAAUUUUUAAACUCAUUAUCCCCUGUUUCAUCAUCUACAUCCACUCCUUAUCUGCUCUUUUAUAAGAAAAUUGUAGAGUAAGGAUCUUUUGACAGUGUA